This is a messenger RNA of Annulohypoxylon maeteangense, 1902 nucleotides long. RefSeq lists its product as uncharacterized. The record is from RefSeq and is a predicted model, not a curated record. The transcript has 2 exons. The coding region runs from base 88 to 1902 and encodes 604 amino acids. Lineage: Eukaryota; Fungi; Ascomycota; Sordariomycetes; Xylariales; Hypoxylaceae.
CUCGGAUUGAUUUGUUUUGUUGGUACGUUAUUCCUCACCGGGACCCUGGGAUUCACAGGUUCACAUAUUCCAUUAUCUAGUGUCAAUAUGGAUCUUCAUCCAACCUUAGAAGCUCUAGGUGUGGAUAGCCUAGCCGAUAUCACCCUAGAGGAGCUUCAGAAUAAGGUCAAUAACGUUCAGUAUGGUAUAGUGCCUAGAUACCAAGUACUCCAGGUGUUCAUGGGAUGGCUUCAUGAGCAGAUCACAAGGGAUAUACAACAGACAUCUUUGUUGUCUGCAUUUGUGGAUCUUCUGCUGGCACCCGCGAAGUUACACCAAGGGCCAUUCACGGAAGGCGAGGUGGAUGCAGCUUUCAAAGAAUGGCAGGCUAACGAUGCUGCAGAGAACCCUGCAAACAUACGCAGGUACCAGAUGGUCCACUUAGAUUUCCUCAAGUUAUUUGAACAGGCUAGGCGUGGUUCAAAUUCGGAGCCCGACUGGUCUUUUGGGCCAUCGGGUUUUGACCGAGAACAGGACUCUUCGGAUGAAGCAAUUGGUACUCGUCUUGUUGGCGGAGGAAAGCGUAAAUCAGGGUCCAACGAAGUCCCACUAGGGAAAAGAAGGUGCUUCCGCAACAACACCCACCAGAGUACUGCUAAGAUCAAGGAGGAGGAUAAUGGAGAGAGUUAUUUUGCUAAGGCAAAAUCAGAGAAUAGUCUCUUAAGACCUUACAGCAACGUGAAGUCAGCUGGACAGGAUGUUUCUCCGAAGAAGCAUAGUUCUUCCUCCUUGCCACCGCCGACCUACAUCUGCAAUCGUUGCUAUCAACCGGGACACUGGAUUCAACUUUGUCCUACCAACAUGGAUCCGGAAUGGGAUCGACCGCCCCCUGUGGACUACACGUGCGAGAUCUGUAUGAAGAAGGGCCAUCAUUUUGCAACCUUGUGUCCCAAAAACAACAAGCAGUCGUCCUUGACGAAAAAACGUCUGCGUCAAGAAGAGCCCUCUCAAGCUCGGUUGAAAACGCCUACACGAGACAGUAAGACGCGUGGUCAAGAUCGACACCGUCUCACUCCACCUUCUCGACGCCGCUCACGAACUCCUAAGAAUAAUCACCAUCAAGUACCUGACAUCUAUAGACUAGAUGACGACAAGUCGCAAGUUCAGGUCAACGAUUAUGAGAAAUCCCGCGACCGUAGCCUCUCACCUUACUCGGUCCGUCGACUAAUAACUCCUAGCAAGGGUUACGACCACGAGAGAGACUCAAACAUCUAUCCUCAAAAGCCCUCUCAAGCUCCAUCCCGUAAACUCCCCAUUCGUCGACCAAAAGUACCGUCUCCCCAAGGACACCCACGUUCAUCCCUGGACUUGAACAAGACACAUAAAGGAGAAAUGGGGAGACUCUCGUAUGAUGACGUAUUCAUGGAUUUCAACGGUACCUCUCUAUCACCGAAAGAAUAUAUUUUCCCUCACAGGCGAAAGGUUGUGGACACAAACCUGAAGGAGAACGAAGUAACGAAGCACGCGUCAGUGGACGUCGAUGAUAUGCCCAAGGAGAUGGAGAAAACCAAGGCAGAAAUCAACAAGUUCCUUGACGAAGUAAAAAACGAGCUUCUUCUAGCUAAGAAGCCAGUUCCAUCGAAUGAGGCACGUUUAGUUCCCGAGGACGUUUAUGUGAAGGGUGACGAAGGCUAUUCAGGCGAUAAGAUGAACACCGAUAAAGGGGAGAAUACGAAAUGCGAUUCCAACAAGAGUAACCUUGCUUCCACACAGACAGAUCAGCAUAACCAGGGAUUGAAAUCCGGACUGCAAGUAAUGUCGCUCUUGAAGAAUCGCGAGAAUGCCAUCGUCAAAAACAAAGUGAAUCGAAAGACCGCCGUGGAGAUGUUCGACGAGUUGAAUUUAUUCCCAACUAAGCCUUAG